AAGAGAGGAAGAUGCCCCAGGGAGUAGAGAGACAGGGGGAUAAAAAAACAGAGAUAGAGAGAAGCAGUCUCAAGAUUAAAAAAAAACGCAAUACCAGGAGAGCUGGAGACACAAAGCUUCUAGAGGCCAGUGGAAAGAAAGACGUAGUCAAAAUGGAACGAGAGGUGCAGAGUGAGAACAGCUUACACACUAUAGCCAUCAUUCUGCUGUGUUGUGGGGCCGUCAAAAUGCUGCACCUACUGGGAGUCAUCACUGUAGAGGACAAAACUGAUGAUGAUUUGGAGAUUACGAUGGUGUGCCAUCGACCAGAGGGCCUUGACCAGCUAGAAGCUCAAACCAACUUCAGCAAAAGAGAACUCCAAGUGCUCUACCGGGGCUUUAAGAAUGAGUGUCCAAGUGGCAUCGUAAAUGAGGAAACCUUCAAGCAAAUAUACUCUCAGUUCUUUCCUCAUGGAGAUGCCAGCACCUACGCACACUUCCUGUUCAACGCAUUUGACUCAGCACAUACCGGCUCCAUAAAGUUUGAGGACUUUGUAACAGCUCUGUCCAUCCUGCUGAGGGGCUCCGUCACUGAGAAGCUGCAGUGGACCUUUAACCUUUACGAUAUCAACAGAGAUGGAUACAUCAACAAAGAGGAGAUGACAGACAUUGUCAGAGCGAUAUAUGACAUGAUGGGGAAGUACACUUACCCUGUCUUGAAAACUGACGCACCCAAACAACAUGUGGAAGCCUUCUUUCAGAAAAUGGACAAAAACAGAGACGGUGUGGUCACUCUUGAUGAAUUCAUCUUUUCGUGUCAAGAGGAUGAAAACAUCAUGAGGUCCCUGCAGCUCUUUGAAAAUGUCAUCUAGACAACAAAGAAGUGGGAGAAAGUGCAAUAGACAAAAGCACAGAGCGAGAAAAGAAGAAAGGGAAGGAGAGUUGAAUGUCCAAGAGAAAAGGAACAGCAUAGCUUGCUAUUGAAAACAAGGAUCUUGUCACUCUAUGUGGGACUAUUUCCACAGAACUUCAUGGAGGGCCAUCUUGCUGUAACAAAAUCCAUGGCCACAAACCAUCACUGGUUUUGGAUAAAUGUCUUUAAGACUUAAACCCUUCAUUUGACCAUUUACCUUGUCUCCAUCGCCCUUGUUUGUUGCUGUCACUUUAGAGAGUGUGUAAAUACUGAUUCUCUAAUACUUUUCCUGAAAUAUGUCAGAUGAACCACAUUAUCAAGCAGGACUGGAAUUCCUAAAAGCACCUUAGCAGUGAGAUCAACCAAGAUGCAUACUCGGUGCAUCUGAAGCUUAAAUAAGGCUUUUUUUCAUCUUGAAUUUCUGUGUCAAUACAACAAAUGUGAGCAAUAUUGUGAAGCAUGCAAGACAGAGGCCUACGGCAUAUUUGCCGUAUAGGUACCAUUUAAAAAGAAAACAACAAAAAAAACUUGGUGGCCAUAUACUCUUGCUAAGUGUAUACAUAUGGGAAGCCGUGGUCUGGGUGUAGCAUCUCACAGAGCCACCACAUGUGUUUACAGAGUAAAUUCAGGCACAGGCCUGUAAAGGUUUGCAGAGCUGAAUUUGACCUCCUACGUCUCGUGACAAAAGCCCUCUUUACUCCUACCGUGUGAUCCAGUGGUGUCAGUCAGUGUUUCAGUGUCGUAACAACUCCACUGUAGAUAUUUAACUGUUGUAUCUGUGGCUUCUUCUCACUGUAUGGAAUCAUUCGUGUCCGUCUGGAUGUUUCUGAUUCUGCCUGUCUGUCUCUCUGAUUGGAUAUAACUGUAAUUAAUCUACCUGCCAUUCAUUAAAAGUCCAUUUAGAGGUUUACUGGCAAACAGAUGCAGAGUGAUACAGGGACAUGCAUAUGUUUGUGUGUGCGUGUGUGUGUGAGUGUUAUCCUCAUGCAAAGUUUCUGUUUUCCUGAUUUAAAAAAAUGAGUGUCAUGAUUCGAGCAUGUAGCUUUAUCUUGAGGCUCAGUCUGGCUGAGCUGACAAUGUUCCUGCUAGAGAGGAGAGUUUCAUCGUCAGUUCUGUCUGUUUUUAAAAAUGUUGACUCAGAGCGACUAACCUUUCACUGUGAGGGAGAGACAAAAGAGGGGAGAGCUAGAAGGAAGGACUGUGGGGAAAGAAUAGACUGAGACAUAAGAGGCGAGAAUAAGGCAGAAGACGAGAGAGACCUUUUCACUGAUUCUGAAGGAAUGGAAGCCAUGUUUCUAACAAGAGCCAUCAUUUUGAAGAUUGAGCAGGACAAAAAUACAGAUUUAUAAAUGAUUUGCUGUCAUGCCCACUCACUGUGCUACCAGUAGUGUAAUAAAACUCCUUGCUGAGCUGUGUUGCGGCUCAUCUCAAAUGUACCCAGACAUUCUUCCAGACAGACUGACAGACAGGAAGACAAACAGAUAGACAGCUCAAACCUGUCAGAAUGAAAUCAUGUGUGUAUUGAAAUACUGUAUAAAAUCAUUAUAUUUAUCAAUAAACUUUUCAAGAAACAAA
Micropterus dolomieu (smallmouth bass) is the source of this 2467-nucleotide messenger RNA. Its product is annotated as Kv channel-interacting protein 1. Gene Ontology annotation, cellular component: voltage-gated potassium channel complex. Lineage: Eukaryota; Metazoa; Chordata; Actinopteri; Centrarchiformes; Centrarchidae. The coding region runs from base 12 to 851 and encodes 279 amino acids. The record is from RefSeq and is a predicted model, not a curated record. The transcript is spliced from 9 exons. Gene Ontology annotation, molecular function: potassium channel regulator activity; calcium ion binding; transmembrane transporter binding. Gene Ontology annotation, biological process: regulation of potassium ion transmembrane transport.